Molecule: messenger RNA, 732 nt
Organism: Penicillium verhagenii
Lineage: Eukaryota; Fungi; Ascomycota; Eurotiomycetes; Eurotiales; Aspergillaceae
Product: LOG family protein
Exons: 2
Coding region: 1-732 (243 amino acids)
Biological process (GO): cytokinin biosynthetic process
Cellular component (GO): cytosol
Molecular function (GO): hydrolase activity, hydrolyzing N-glycosyl compounds
Source: RefSeq, a predicted model, not a curated record
AUGGCACCAGCUAAGCAAGCGGUUAUCUGCGUCUUCUGCGGCGCCACACCAGGAAAUGACCCAAUCCACCUCGAAGCCGCCCGAACGCUCGCCCAAGAAUUCCACAAGCACAACGUCCAGCUAGUCUACGGUGGCGGCACAACAGGACUAAUGGGCGAGGUUGCCCGCACACUCGUCGCACUCUCAGGCCCGCAAGCAGUUCACGGCGUGAUCCCCCGCGCGCUCGUGCGGGUCUCCACGAAGAGCAACGGCAACGGCGCAGCAACUCCGAACGGGGAGAGCGCCAACGGCGACGGUGGCGGCAAGGCCGCUGAGCGGGUAGUCUCGGAGUCAGAGCAGGCGGAUGGAAUCCCCGAAUCAGAGUACGGAGUCACCACAAUCGUACCGGACAUGCACACUCGCAAGCGGUUGAUGGCGACCAAGGUGCUGGAGGGAGGGCCUGGGUCCGGGUUUGUUUCGCUGGCGGGUGGGUUUGGAACAAUCGAGGAGGUGAUGGAGAUGACUACAUGGAACCAGCUUGGAAUUCACAAGGUGGGUGUUGUGCUACUUAAUAUCAAUGGGUACUGGGAUGGUGUACUGGCUUGGGUACGGAAUGCGGUCGAACAAGGCUUCAUCAGUCCUGAGAAUGGUAACAUUCUUGCUGAGACGAAGGAUGCCAAGGAGGUUUGGAACAAACUGUUGGAAUAUCAGAUUAGCAGUCAACGCAUGCAGUUGAACUGGGGUGAAGAGUAG